Oncorhynchus keta (chum salmon) is the source of this 1664-nucleotide messenger RNA. RefSeq names its product transmembrane protein 106B-like. Lineage: Eukaryota; Metazoa; Chordata; Actinopteri; Salmoniformes; Salmonidae. The transcript has 7 exons. The record is from RefSeq and is a predicted model, not a curated record. Bases 744 to 1463 code for a protein of 239 amino acids.
GGAUGUUGGUAAAAAUCAUUAAUACAAAAACACUUUGAAUCGACCCUAUUUUGGAAUAGUGUAGUCUUAAUGGUUUUUAGGGGUAGGGUCUUACCAAAGGAUGUGUCUGCUAAAUGACUCAAAUGUACAGUCCUACCAGGUGAUGGUAUCUGAUUUAUUGCCACUUUUGACUCAACUUUUAGGGUGUCAAAGAGAAACUGAAUUCAAGGACAAUAAGGAUUGUGGUCUUUUUAAUUCAAGUAAGCUUUUCCCACAGUGGAAAACUAUAUGUCAGAAAUGAUGGCAGGUUAAUGGAGGUCAGAAACAGUGGGAUUCAUAAAUGUCUACAUGUACUUGAAACAUUCAUACCUUCCAUAUAUAUGGGCAGGAUAUUUUCAUAGAGGGUGAAGAAUGAGAACUUUUUGGGAGGGAUAAUGUGCAGAUUGUCUGAACUCUUUCUGUGUUGCACUUAAGAUUUACCUGGAACGUUGAAUUGCAUUGAAUUCUGGGUCGGCAGAAUUUAGCAUUUGAAUCAGGAAAAGUUUAUACUCACGACCUCUACACAAGCCAGAAUGUUGAAUACAAUUAUAUUUUAAUAUACUUUACCGGCAUGCACACAUGAUAAAAAUACAUGCAUUACUUGCCGAGCUCGUGUACGUGUUUACGUGGUUUUGCUCAUGCUUCAGGUGAAAUCUGAAUGUAAUUAUACUUUCCCGUGGAUAUUGUCUGACAUUCCUUCCACCAAAAGGACCAACCGGUAAAGCAUGGGAGCUGGUUCCAGUCAACCCAGUGAGAAUGAUGAGCAGGCCAUCGUACCCCAGCAGGACAGGAGAAAGACCUCUAACAGGAGACACUCUGAGGAAACACUGGACUGCCCAACCUGCCAGGGCACGGGCCGAAUCCCACGAGGCCAGGAGAGCAAAUUGGUGGCAGUGAUCCCCUGCUCCGAUCAGAGGCUGAAACCACGACACACGAAGUUGUAUGUCACUGUGUCGGUGACGCUGUGCCUGCUGGUCAGCUCGCUGGUCCUCUUCUUCUUGUUUCCUCGCAGUGUCAUCCUCUCACCCGGGGCUGUCAAGUCUGUCUAUGUUUACUUCACCCCGACCACUGUCCAAAUGAACAUCACGAACAUCAUGAAUAUUACCAAUGACAACUUUUUUACAGUUCAGGCCUAUAACUUGACAGUGCAGGCUCUUUUUGAUAAAACGGUUGUGGGCAAGGCUGAUAUGAAAAAUGUCACCACUGUCAAACCACUCACGGAAAAAACGUUUGCCUUUGAGAUUCCUGUCACGCUAUUGGAGGAGGGUCUGAACAAUUACUGCAAGAAAUCUACAAUCAAGAUCCACACGUUAUUUGUCCAUCUUCAGAUGUCAAUGACUGUCUACUACCUGGCCCACUUUGAGCAGCUUUCCCUGGACACGUUUGAAUACAUCGACUGUGGGUCUAACACCACAACACCCCACCCCAUCAACCCUACACCCUGAGAACAAGGGCUCCAUUAGGGGCAGGAUGACAAGGGUGAGGGGAAGACUGAGGAGCAGGCCAUGAGGUGAACUGUGGAGAACAACCCUGUGACAGUGUGAUCAAAAACCAUAUGGUUUUUCUUGCAAAAUCCAAAUGUUAUGGGGAAGAAAGAAACAACAAAAAUGUGGAGCUUGAAAUUCAAAUUAAAUCUCUAAAAUGUU